Molecule: messenger RNA, 1392 nt
Organism: Fusarium coffeatum
Lineage: Eukaryota; Fungi; Ascomycota; Sordariomycetes; Hypocreales; Nectriaceae
Exons: 4
Coding region: 1-1392 (463 amino acids)
Cellular component (GO): cytoplasm
Molecular function (GO): oxidoreductase activity
Source: RefSeq, a predicted model, not a curated record
AUGCCUCCUUCUCUUUUGCCCGUUGAUAAUUCCACAACCUCAUUUUGGAGGUCGGACCCACAUGCUCUGGACAACCAUCGAUCAACUCCUGAACUCCCAUCUCAGGUUGACAUCGCCGUUAUCGGCUCUGGAUAUGCUGGUGUUGCGACAGUCUACAACAUUCUAGAGCAGUGCAAGGCAAAGGGCAUUUCACCACCUAAAAUUGCCAUUCUUGAAGCCCGUCAAGCAUGCUCCGGGGCCACCGGCCGAAAUGGCGGUCAUCUCAAGCCCGAUCCUUAUAGCAGACCCGCCGGCUUUGUUCCUACCCAUGGCGUUGAGGCAGCAGCUGAGGUGGCCGAAUUUGAGGCCAAGAACCUCACCGCUGUCAAGAAAGUCAUUGAGAAGGAAGGAAUUGAUUGUGACUUUGUCUACACUCGGGCAAUUGAUGCAUUAAUGUCUGAUGACAUUUUUCAGAAGAUUAAAUCCGGCGUAAAGUUGUUGAAAGAGAAUGGAGUUUCUACCAUUGACGAUGUGCACUUUGUCGAAGGGGCGAAAGCAGAGCAGUUCUCUGGUGUCAAAGGAGCAAAGGGCUGCUUUUCUUACACGGCAGGUCACCUGUUUCCAUACAAGCUCAUCGUUGGACUGCUCUCCAAAGCGCUCGACGCCGGUGUCAAUCUGCAAACAAAUACGCCUGUCUCUAAGGUCACCAGAAUACCUGACUCAGACGGCCUCUUGACGAUAACAACUCCCCGUGGCGAGAUCCGUGCAGCGAAGAUCGUGUACGCGACCAAUGCAUACACCUCAGCCAUCCUGCCCGAGUUCACCGAUAAGAUUGUCCCGGUACGGGGAAUCUGCAGUCAUAUUGUACCUGGCAAGAGUCCAGGGCCCUCACUAGCCAACUCUUAUAUCAUUCGUUGGUCGGAUACGAAAUACGAGUAUCUUAUCCCUCGAACAGAUGGAAGUAUUGUCGUUGGUGGCGCCAGGUCGAUGUACUACCAUGAUCUGGAUAGCUGGUACAAUAACGUGAACGAUGAUAGCUUGAUUGAUCUUGCAAAACAUUACUUUGAUGGAUAUAUGCAACGUGUUUUCCGUGGAUGGGAAGACAGCCGUGCGAUUACAAGCAAGGUUUGGACUGGAGUGAUGGGAUAUUCAUCCGACGGUUUGCCCCAUGUCGGUCAGAUUCCUGGAAGACAAAAUCAGUUUGUCAUUGCGGGGUUUAGUGGUCAUGGCAUGCCGCAAAUCUUCCUGUCAGCUAAGGGAGUUGCGUCGAUGAUCAUGGAUGAAGCUGAUUACAAGAGGUCUGGUGUCCCAAAACUCUACCAAGCAACGCAGGAAAGACUCGACAGUUCUAAGAACACGAUCCUGGAUAAUUGGGAGGCUGUUCAAAAACGAGAGCAGGCGAGCAAGCUGUAG